Messenger RNA from Owenia fusiformis, 1030 nucleotides. NCBI's taxonomy places the organism in Eukaryota, Metazoa, Annelida, Polychaeta, Sabellida, Oweniidae. The record is from the annotation of a GenBank genome assembly.
CGGAAAUAUGGCUGCAAAAUUCCCGGUGUCAGUUUUAGAGAAUUUGUUCUCUUAUUUAGGAAUCGAGGACCUUAGGAGUUGUUCAUUAGUAUGUAAGAGUUGGUACAAAUUUUUAAAUGAUGAAAACAAUGACGUUUGGCGUCUGCACUGUGUGCGGAAAUUAGCGGAAGAGGCACUAAAAUCGGACCUUUUGGCAAAUGUGCCAACUUACAAAGCAAAGUUGAGAGCAUUUUAUCAUGCUUGGAAUCCAAAUGACUGUUCACGAAAUAUGUUUGUAAAGGGAAAUGGAUUUACAGUACAUCGGAACCCUGUUGCACAAAGUUCAGACGCAACAAGAGGUAAAAUUGGAUUCAAAGCAGGACGUCACUGUUGGGAGAUUUGGUGGGAAGGACCCCUUGGAACAGUUGCAGUAAUAGGAAUUGCAACAAAACAAGCACCAACUCAGUGCCAUGGUUAUACUGCGUUGAUAGGUUCUGAUGACCAAAGUUGGGGUUGGAAUUUGGUCGAUAACCAUUUACUACACAAUGGCGAUAGUCAGGGAAAUUAUCCACAGGUCAAUAAUGCGCCAAAAUAUCAGGUUGGAGAGAGAAUACGAAUCAUACUUGACUGUGAAGACAACACAUUAGCGUUUGAAAAAAAUUAUGAAUGUUUAGGAGUUGCUUUUCGUGGUUUACCAAAUGACACUGCACUUUACCCUUCAGUAUCAGCUGUAUAUGGGAACACUGAAGUUUCAAUGGUGUAUUUAGGACAGCCGCUUGAUGGAUGAAAAGGUUCAAUAAAAUAUAGGCAAUUUUAUUAUCUACUCACUCACCCCUCUAUAGUGAUAGUGUACUCUCCCGUGUAGCAUUAUGUUUGAGUGAACACAUUCAGGUAGGGGUGAGAGGAUGGAGUAGCCCACCGUAAAGAAGGAAGGUUAAGCAUGAGUGGAUCAGUCCAUUGUGAAUGUCCCAAAUGAAGUCACCAAACAAGGAGUAGUAUUAAUGAAAAUGAGAGACACAUCAAUAUGAAAUAAUCUGAGAAUACCUCAAUA